This is a messenger RNA of Xiphophorus hellerii (green swordtail), 3217 nucleotides long. RefSeq names its product von Willebrand factor C domain-containing protein 2-like. The transcript is spliced from 3 exons. Gene Ontology annotation, molecular function: protein binding. The record is from RefSeq and is a predicted model, not a curated record. Bases 186 to 854 code for a protein of 222 amino acids. Gene Ontology annotation, cellular component: AMPA glutamate receptor complex. Gene Ontology annotation, biological process: negative regulation of BMP signaling pathway. Lineage: Eukaryota; Metazoa; Chordata; Actinopteri; Cyprinodontiformes; Poeciliidae.
ACUUCUUCCGGACAUUUUGCAGAAACCCUGGAGCACAGAGGGAGGAUGCACGGGUUUAUUAAACAUGUGAAGUAAUGUUAACUAAUUUGGAUGAUUUUCCUAGCAAAGCCCAUUUGAAUAGGUUUGAUAUUUUUUUCUUCACCCAAGUUUCCGUUUUGGAGAAGAGAGAGGUGCCCUGAAUUAUAAUGGCACAGGCUUGCAUGGAGCGGCUCUCCAUGCAGCAGCGCACGGCGCUCUGGGCUCUUCUGCUCUGCACACAGGCCGCUUUGGGCUUCUCGCUCACAGGACAACAGACAACCUGCGAGGCCAACGGCAGCAUUUACUACGUGGGAGAGUGGUAUUUCCUGGACUCCGAUCACUGCACCCAGUGCGAGUGCACCAGUGAGGGCUCCGUGUGCGCCCGCACCGAAUGCACGUCCCUCCCGGCCGCCUGCAUCCAUGUGAGCCACUACCCCACCGACUGCUGUCCCAGGUGCGAGAAGAUCGGCUGUGAGUACCGAGGGGUGGUGUACGAGCUCGGAGAAAAUUUCCAGCCAUCUGAAUGUGAGCAGUGCACCUGUGACAGUGAUGGCAUCGCCCGCUGUCUCGUGGCAGACUGUGCCCCUCCACCCUGUGUCAAUCCUGUGUACCAGCCUGGGAAAUGCUGCCCGGAAUGCAAGGAGGGUCCCAACUGUUAUACUGAUGCAUCCCGCAGCCAAGUGAUACCUGCAGGAGAGCCUGUGUGGGUGGAUUCCUGCACCAAGUGUCGCUGUCAUGACGGCCAGGACGCCGGCUACUGGGAGGGAAAUCGCCUUGCCACUUGUUCCCGCAUCAAAAACUGCACACCUCAGCAGCCGCCCACCCCUAUUCAGUGAUUCUUCACACAACCACCAUAUAUUUUAAAAUAUGUGAUCUUCACAGUUUAUCCUUAGGUAUUUUAUUACUGAAGAUAUUACACAUCCACCCAAGGAAGGAGAAUCUGCAAAUGAGAUAGGGGUAACUCACCAACACUUGAAUGUAACAAAAAAAGUCAAUAAAAUUUGGAACCAUGUAAGAAACGAUGCGACUUCAUCCCACAACUCUGUUCACUAACGUAGCAACUUUAUCUCAAAACAUGGGGAUUAAAAAUUGGACAGAAAUUGUACUUUGUACUCUUACUUUUUAAAUCUAGCUCAAUUUAUUUUAUGUUUUUGCAUUUUAAAAUGUUGCUUAGAUGUUGAGAAUGCUUUUAAGGAGAAACAGGAAAAAGAAUGAGAGCUUUAGGAUCUCUUAGUCUCGAAAUACCCAGAAAAUUAUACAUAGAUUUAAGCGUUAGCAUAAACAACUGAUAAAUAAGAUAACUAGUGACAGACUUGUCACAAGCUGAGGCAGUUUUACACUUCAUGUACAGCUGUGAUGAACAGUAAAUAGGAAAUAAUUAAUGAGAGUAUAAUAUUAGAUAAGAUUUGUUGGCAUGUUAUUUAAAUGCUGUUUUUAAAUGUAUGCUGCUUGGACACGCACAUGGUGUAGGAGGUAGUAUUGACUCUUCAGUGCUAAGAUACAGCAAAUAUACAGUUUUCAGUGACAUGUCAGAAUCAAAGUCUAGUUUAUUUUAACAUAAAGAUGUUGUUUUAAAUUUUGCAAGACUUACUCCAGAAGCUUGUUACCUUAAUUAUAAUGUAUAUUUGAAAGAAAACUAAACAUGCUCUGAGCUUUUUAGCUAAGUUGACCUAAUAAAAAAAAAAAGUAAAAUCUGAAACCUACUCCAUUAUUGUGAAGAAAUAGUGAAUAACACUCAACUAAGUAAAUGUUUUUUAAUUGUACUGUCAAGAGUGUAAUUGGAACAAACAAUGAUUAAAAUUUGUAUGAACCCUGCUUCUAGUACUGGGAUCAGUAGUUGGGAGUAGUCGCAUCAGUAGUUUUCUGAUGCAACUUUUUUCUCACAUUACACCUCAGUACAUUGGUUUUACACUGUAAGUCAAAAUAAACUAUUUCCAUUUAAUUUUAUUGCUUUUUUUUGUGAAAACCUUUCAUUAAGAAGCCUACUCUUGUAAGACACAUGUGUUACUGCCCUAAAUGCUUUUCAUGUUUUGUGUUGUUAUGACCACAAACAGUGUAUUUUUCUGGGAUUUCUUUAAAGAUGAAUAAAUAAAAGUUGUGCAAUGGAAAGUACACAAAAAAUACAAAUACAUCAUGGAUUUAUAUUCAGCCGUACUGAGUCAAAACUUUGUUGAACCAACUUGACACAUCUAGAGAAUUAAAUUAAUAACUGAAAUCUAGUCUGAUCAGUUACAGAAUGACUAUACAGCAACAAUUAGAAAGCAAACUAUUAUUGUUAUUAUACAAAAAAAAUUCCUCCUGUUCACUUUGGCCCAGAUGUAAAAACUAGCAUUACUUUAAAGGAUCAGGAGACACACUAACAUACAAUCUUUACCAUCAGAUUUAUUAAUUGUAUAGAAAAAGUAGGUUUGAUAUGACAUAAUGCAUUCUAUAUAAGAUAUAACAUUUUCAACAUUCAACGUACAAAAAAGCCAUAGGUACAGUAAAGUUUUAGAAACGCCUCCAGGCCUGAAGAUCUUGUUGGCUGUCAGCAGUCGAAGAACAAAGAGUGCAUCUGAAGAUGGAUUCAAACACUAACCACCAGAAGUGUGAUACAACUGUUUGAUUCUCAAGCAGAGGCCACAAAUAAUUUUUUUUUGCUAAAUACGUUGGUUACUGAUCUUGGUGAAGCAUGGUACAGUUUAUACACACUAGGGCCUUCUUACCAGCUACAGUUGAAAUCAGAAGUUCACAUACACAAAAUAAAAAGACAGUUUUUUUUCUCACUAUCUGAAGUUAAUUCAGACCAAACUCCUCUUGUUUUAGUUAAAUUAGAAUGACUAAUUACAACUCAUUUGUGCACUAGCUUUAACUUCCUGGCUGUUGUCUUGAAAUGUUUGUGAAUAUUUUCACAUAAUGUUUAUUUCCCAUGAUGGCAUUGAUUUUAUGAAGUGCAGCAGUUCCUCCUGCACCAAAACAACCCCACAGCAUCAUGCUGCCACCCCCAUACUUCACAGGUGGGAUGGUGGCAUGUAAAGCAGAGAAGGUUUACAGGCCUCCCCCUCUUUCCUCCAGAUUUAACGAUUAUCAUUAUGGUCAAACAGUUUAGUUCUAUGACAUUUCCCAUAAAAUGAAGGUCCCUGUCGGCAUUUGUAAAUUCAAUCUGUUAUUUUUUAUGUUUCUCUUGGAAUAAAGCUUGUAAUUUUACUGCUCUUCCUAA